UCACAUACUGUUUUAUGUUCUAUUUAGAUGAGUAGCAUGAAUUUAAUUUCUGCAUCAAUGUAUAUUUUCCAGGAACAUAAUGAUAAAGAAGAACGUAUAUUAUUUGCUGAUAUGGCUCCUGUACAUACCAACUAUUUUAUGUGGAUUGUGCACAUAUUAUAGACGAUCAUCAUAUACGACUAGCUGUUUCAUUAUUGGUAGAUGUACACGUUAUCGUCGAACAAGUUAUCCUGCCUGUUGUGUUGGGUAUUCAGACAUUACACCAGAUUGUGUAUAUUCUCUUUGUAAUGGAAAACCUACAGCCCGUGGAGGAUGCACUGAAGUAAACCCUACAGAUACAAUAUAUUAUAGAAAUGGAGGUAGUAGAAAUCAAGGAGGAGGAACCUGUAUAUCUCCUGAUGUUUGUGCUGACUGUCAGGAUGGAUUUUACAUCAAUGGUGCACUUUGUACAAGGCUUUUUGUAACGGAAACCCUCAACAUCUGAAAAGAUGACGAAGAUAUAAUUUUGUAAUUCAAAGGACAAAUAUUCAUAACAGAAGCAGAAACAGCAGCAAUGAAACACGCAACAUGCACUGACUAAAGAAGAUCGGGUUAUAGCUUAAGAUACAAGCAAGACUUCAUCAGAUAUUAUCUUAGCUGUUUAACAUUAGAGCGAUAUUCUAAGAGACGCAUAAAUAUGAUAAGAGUAACAUUAGCCUAAAAAUAAAACUUAUGAUAUGUUUUUAAUUCUGUAUAUUUUUCUUUUAUAUUACAUGCAAUAAUGUUUGUUUAUACUUUGUGUUUUCCCUUCAAAUACAAAAUCCUACUUAGUCGAGACUCCAAAGAAGUGAACUGUCAUCAUUCUUUUUAAGUAAAAUUGAUGAACAGAGGAUGCAUUUGAAGAAGGUGUCAGAAUACUUUUUAAAGCUGACUUGAGAAUUUGAAUUUGAAUAUGUUUUAUUGCUGUAACUGUAUACUACUGAUUAUGUAUUCAUGCAUAUUGUAAAGCAGGUGUUACAUUCAUUUAAUUCGAAUAUUUCAUCACAUCUAUCUAUUAUUUAUCACACAAUAUAUCAUAGAUAUGCUUGAAAUGGGAUAGAUUAUGUUACAUUAUUAUAUACAUAUCAAGUCAUUUGAAAACAAUUUAAAAAUCUUUGUCAAGAGACAUGGAUAGCAUCAAUGUUUUUUUUAGGAAUAAAAUGAUUAUUUCAAUACCUGUGUUAUUACAUACAACGAUUAAAAAAGAUUUAACCUGGGAAAACGUUUAUGGUAGUAAUUGUGCAUUCCCAUGAUUAUACUACUGAAUUGUAUUUAUUUGUAUUUCAUUUUUUUUUUUAAUUGUUCACGUAAGUAAAAUAGAAAAAACACAGAAUGUAUCAUGUCCAAAAUCCUGACUCAUUACAAGUGAGAGGUUUAGCAAGCUAUAAAACCAUUUUGAAUCCACCAUUUUCUACAUUAAGAAAUGCCUGAAUCAGGUCAGGAAUAUGACAUUUGUUUUUUAUUCGCUUAAAGUGUUUGAGCUUCUGAUUUUGACAUUUGAUAAAGGAUUU
Molecule: messenger RNA, 1529 nt
Organism: Mytilus californianus (California mussel)
Lineage: Eukaryota; Metazoa; Mollusca; Bivalvia; Mytilida; Mytilidae
Exons: 5
Coding region: 80-484 (134 amino acids)
Source: RefSeq, a predicted model, not a curated record